This is a messenger RNA of Staurois parvus, 212 nucleotides long. The record is from the annotation of a GenBank genome assembly. NCBI's taxonomy places the organism in Eukaryota, Metazoa, Chordata, Amphibia, Anura, Ranidae.
GCCAGUCAAAGCCACCUAACAGUGCCAGUCAGUGCCGCCUAUCAGUGCCAGUCAGUGCCAUAUAUCAGUGCCCUACCAGUGCCUCCUCAUCAGUGCCCAUCAGUGCCACCUAUCAGUGUCCAUCAGUGCAUCUUAUCAGUGUCCAUCACUACAGCAUCAUUAGUGCACAUCAGUGAAGGAGAAAAAUCACUUAUUUACAAAAUUUUAUAACA